AUGAUCCUGGCAGGGUCACGUAUUCUUGGCCGAGCAUUUGCUAAGGCACUUCAAGAAGAAUACGCUGCAAGUAAAAAUGCUGCUAGAGCUCGAUCUGGUGCCAAUCAAUCUUCAUCUCGACAGUCAGAAACUUCCUCUAGUGUGUCAGGGAUCUCGUUAGAGGAGGCUAAACAAAUCCUUAAUGUAAGUGAUAUCUACAACACAGAAGAAGUUAACAAAAGGUACGAUCACCUCUUUACGAUAAAUGAUAAGAAAAACGGUGGUUCCCUCUAUCUUCAAUCCAAGAUAUUCAGAGCAAAGGAGCGUAUUGAUGAAGAAUUACAAGCGCAACCUCAUGACGCAACCCCCCAUGACGAAGUAUAG
Messenger RNA from Rodentolepis nana, 363 nucleotides. NCBI's taxonomy places the organism in Eukaryota, Metazoa, Platyhelminthes, Cestoda, Cyclophyllidea, Hymenolepididae. The record is from the annotation of a GenBank genome assembly.